Molecule: messenger RNA, 723 nt
Organism: Gorilla gorilla gorilla (western lowland gorilla)
Lineage: Eukaryota; Metazoa; Chordata; Mammalia; Primates; Hominidae
Exons: 1
Coding region: 1-723 (240 amino acids)
Source: RefSeq, a predicted model, not a curated record
AUGCACCUCCAGCCCGCCUGGGCACCCGAGCUACAGCCGCCUUCUGCGUGCAGACAGCAGCCUCCAGGCAACUCCCGAGCCCGCCCGCACUCCCCACAUCUCCGAAGCAGGGCCAAAUGUCCCUGUGGCUGUGGCCAAGCCAGGCGGUCUGUCCUGCAGCAGCUGCACGGUGGCGGGAACCGACCCUCAGCCCCAUCCCCGGUGGCUGCAGAGGGCCCCUGGAUAGAAAUCUGGAGCUCUGGCAGAGGAGGAGCUGGGCGGGGGCAGGGUCUGGCGGGCUCUCAGGCCAGGGGCACCGGCGAUCCAGAGGCCGCUCAGGGCAUGCUCCACCACCUGGGCGCCCAGCUACAGGCGCCGAGCAACUCCCAAGCUGGCUGGCGCGCACAGCCUCGUAGAACCGGGGCUAGAUGUCGCCGUGGCUGCGAUCAAGCCAGGCGGUCUACCCGGGGGCGGCUGCACCGGGGCAGGAACCGACCCUCAGCUCCAUCCCCGGUGGCUGCAGACGGCCCCUGGGGCGGCCUCGAUCCCUCUUCGGAGGAGAAGAGGGGCGGGAGUCAUGGCCAGGCGGGCCUUCAGGCGGGAAAGGAUGCGCGCCUGCGAUUCCGGGAUGUCCCGCGCCAGCCCAGGAGAACCCGCAAGCCAGCGGCACCUGUUUCUCUGUGUGAUUCUUUGAGGAACAACCAAACUGUUUUCCACAGCAAGUCCAUCAUUUUCUAUUCCUAG